This is a messenger RNA of Caenorhabditis bovis, 2106 nucleotides long. The record is from the annotation of a GenBank genome assembly. NCBI's taxonomy places the organism in Eukaryota, Metazoa, Nematoda, Chromadorea, Rhabditida, Rhabditidae.
AUGGCUAGCAUUCUUGACGAUGAUGGGCUGUUUCAAUCAGACGACUUUUCACCGUCGGAUUACAUUCGUGAUCGUCUAAAAGGUGUGAAGACGGGAGAUGAGACGCGAAAACUUCGCCAAUUACGAUCGGAGAUGAGCGCGUUAAACCAUGCAUCGCAAGAAACAUUGAAGAACAACGUUUUUCGAAAUUAUCAGCAAUUUAUUGAUUCUUCAAAGGAGAUUUCUCAUUUGGAACGAGAAAUCUAUCAAUUAUCAAAUCAUUUAAUGGAACAAAAGCAGGUUAUUGAGAAUCUAAUAAUGAUGACGGGUGAUGAUAAAAGCUCAAUUCAUACGGUUUCGAGCCAUUCAACGGCGAUUUCAAGUACAAAUACAAUUCAAAUUCUGAUGCAGAAAAUGGACGGAAUCGGGGGAAUCUUAAACAACAUGUCUAGCACCGAAAAAGUCAUACUUUACGGCGAAAUGGAGCAAUUUGAUAUGGAAACGAAAAAACCGAUGCAAAAAUGUAUGCUCAUCCUUCUUUCUCAUAGAUUAAUUAUUGGAAACGUGAAUGCGGCGGGUCGAUAUGUCAUGGAAUCGACACUGUCGUUGAACAGCGUGGCGCCGGUGAACGUGAAGGAUCGUGAGUCGGGCGCGGCGAACGCCGGCAAAGUGCUGAAGCUUCUCAUAUUCCCGGAGAGUCGAUGCUAUCUAUGCGAGAGCGCUCGAAUUCGAAAAUUGUGGUUCGACGAGCUCGAGCAGGCGAAACGCGACAUUUUGCACGAGGGAAGUCUUGUGAGACAGGCGACGAUACGCGGAAAACGCCAAACGGUGAAGGAUCGCGCCGCCAAGGCGUCGGCUUCUCCCACCGAGAAGAAGUAUCACGCGUUUCCCGAGGAGGAGGAGGAAGAAGUCGAUGAAAAGACAUAUUUUAAAAAAAAUAAUAGUUCGAAUUCAGACGAGAACGACCUUUCAUGGCUCGCCGAGCUUCCCGCCGAACUCGACGACUGCAUCGCGCAUCGCGAUCUCGAGCAAGCCGUCGAGCUCAUACACGAGUGGAAGCAGUGUCCGACGAAAGACGCCGUCAUCGACGUUCAAUUGCAAAUGCGCGAAAAUCAGAUUGUUCAAUUGCUGAGCGAAGACGUUAGUCGUCCGGGAGCGAUUCACGGCGGCCCGCGAGCGAUGAAAAAAGCGCGAACACUUUUGACGCAACUCGGACGCGGCACCUAUGCGACGGAUGUGUACUUGAGGCGGAGAAGCGCGAUUCAGCGCAACGCGAUGAAAGAUGUGACGGUGUCGGAAGAGCCGAUCUCGUAUGUCCGACAACUCUGCGCGCUGUAUUCGAGCGCGGUUUCGGACAUUGCCAAUGAAUACCGAGCGAUGCCUCAAUAUUAUUGUCAGGUGCUUCAAUGGUGCUCCUAUGAGCUGAGCACACUGCUCUCGCUUAUUAGGCGACAUGUGAUCGAGGUGGCUCCGGCGAUUGCGGUAUUGGCGUACGCCUGGAAGUAUGUCAUGCAUACGAUGAACGAUCUCACUGCGAUCGGAGUGCAUUUGAAUUUUGAGGUGAAUCGAUUGCUUGGUCAGCCGCUCGAAAACGCGCUUCAAACGAAUUUCGAGAACAUCAUCGAUGCGGUGAAAAUGCGAAUUACGGAGGAGAAAUGGAGGCCCUACGUGCUCGAAUCCGAAUCGGCGCUGAAUCGUUUGAUCGAGGAGCUCGCCGAUGUCGGAAUCAAUGUCGAAUGGGCGAUAUCGGCGAAUGAUGAGACGAGAUGCUCGUUGAACGUCUCGCAGAAUGUUGUGCAUUUCGCGCGUGUCGCGCAUACGCUGUCGAAAGAUUUGGCACCGUUGAGAUUAUCGCCAGCGCAGGUUCUUUGCGAGGUGUACGCGGACGAGUUGUGGAAAAUGUUUCUGCAACAUCUGUCGGAUAGCAUUCGCGACGGCGCCGUUUUCGCGUACUCGACGACAUUUAUUUUGACGCAGGUUUUGCCGGUAUGCGACCGCGUUCUUUAUGGGGCCGAAGGCGAAUUAACAAGAUUGAUUGAGGAGUAUCCGAAAUUAGCGCCGUAUGCUGAUGAAUCCGAUGAUGAGAAUGCGUUGACGAAAGAGGAUGAAGAGAUUGCGCACGUUUAG